Molecule: messenger RNA, 3855 nt
Organism: Symbiodinium natans
Lineage: Eukaryota; Dinophyceae; Suessiales; Symbiodiniaceae
Source: the annotation of a GenBank genome assembly
AUGCCCUUGGACCUGUUAGACCUGCAGGGCAACGAGGGCUUGGUGGCAGCAGCUGCAGCGCCGGUGCCAGAAGCACUUCUCAGCCAGGUUCAGCAGGCCAUGAUGCGCACGGGUCGCCUGCCACCUGGUGGAGCCGAGCUUGUGGCGCAGGUGAUGCGGGCCUUGUGGCGCUUCCUGCAUGACACCGCGCACCCUCAGGUCAAAGACGCCGGUGCAGACGAAGUUGCCUUCUACGUGCUGGACAAGGUGACCCUCCGCAAGAUGGAGAAUGCGCUGAUGAAGAUUCUCCUGCUGGGCGCGGACUCCGCCAUCGAUGCAGGAUCCGUGCAAUAUCGUCCCGUGACGGCCAACUUGGCCUUUGCCUCCACUCUCGAGGCUGUUGCUGAAGAGCCGCGGUCACCACAAGCCAUGUCUCCGCCAGUUCAGGCAUCUGAGAGGCAGCCGACGGGAGGGUAUUCAUCCUCUCCUCCCCAGUCCACGCAGAAGCCUUCCAAGCUCUCGCAGGAGACAAAGUCGCGGAGCACGCCAGAUCCCUUCUCGGAUCUGAAGACGGCUUUUGAGCCGCAAAGAGAAAAGCUAAAGACCUUCAACCUCAAGCAGAUCGUGACCAGGAACGGCACCGUGCUCAUGAACAUGCUCGAGCGAUUGCUGGCGUGGGCCACAGCGCUCACGUGGAAUUUCUCAGGAGCCAAGAACAAGUCGCGCGAGGCGGCUCAUACACUGAGGCUCGGAGCCUCUGACGUGGCGUAUGAUGGCUACUUCGUGGCUCAAGCGGCCUUCAAGCGAGAGUUUCCGGACAGUGUGAACCAGGAUGUGGAGGUGGUUCUCAUCAGCUGCGUGGGGAGAUGUCCCUCCGGCAUAGCGGCCCUUCAGUUCGCGAACCGGUCAGUGCACGAGUUGAGAGAUCUCUGCCUGUCCCUGGCCGCCGCGCAUCCCGGCGUCUUGCACAACUGGACCGACCACUUCCAGUUCGAAGCUUCGGCGCCCGCCAGGCUCGGCCUUCCAAGCCCCUUCCUGUCAGCCUCCAAGGAGACGCUGCUCUUCCAACUCUCGUGGACAGUUGGGAACCGGCAGCGGGAGGUCAUCGGCAUGCUGAAGGAGGUUCGCCAGCUGGUGCAAGAUCUUCACCAGCAGGGCGCGCGAGAACGCGAGCCCGUGUCUGUCAGCAUUGCUGGCCAGCUUGCUCUGUUUACGGACACGCUUUCCUCCACAAGGCAGGACAUCGAGAAGAAGGACAUCAUUGUGAUGCCCUUUGCCCUGCUCGUGCUGGCGAGUAGAGUCGGUUCCCUCCGUCUUAUGAUUAUUCCGAUCUGCUGCCUGGCUUGUAGCCUUGCAGCGUCCCUAGGGAUCUUUCUGCCUUUCGCCGUGUACGUCGUCGACAUCUCACCGCUUGCGCCUUCAACCAUGGCCUUCCUGGGCAUUGCCCUGGCCAUCGACUACUCACUCUUCAUGCUCACCCGCUAUGCCGAAGAGGUGCAGUCGGGGGCUUCCACAGAGGCGGCGCUCCGGUCAACGCUGAGGCAGAGUGGGCACGUGGUCCUCAUCAGCAGCUCAGUGCUAAUCAUCUGCUACGUGGGGGUCCUCUUCUAUCCCAGCGGCGGCAUCGCGACGAUCGGACUCGGAGCCUCACUGACGGUCUUCCUCUGCGCGGCUUCAAACCUGACCCUGACUCCUUGCACCAUCUGCGCCUUCCCGGGCAUCUUUGGAGCAGAAGCACUGAAGCAGCGGCGCAGCAGACGAAGAGGCUGCCAGCCCGGAAGAUGCAAGAGUUGCUGGCCCAUCAUAGCAAGGGCCGUGACCACGAAGCCAGGGGUCGUUGUGGUGCCGCUGGUUUGCCUGGCGUUCCUGCUCCCCGCCUGCGCCAUACUCUUCCACUACCACGAGAGUUUUGCCAACCAGUUGACCUUCCCCACGCGCUCGGACACCAGCAUUGCUUACCAGCACCUCAUCCGGGAGUUCCCUGCAGGGAAGCUCAGCCCGCAGUACAUCCUUGUACCGGCAAGUGAAGCAACAAACUUCACCGUGCGCAGUGACGAGUACUUCGACGCGUCCUGUCGCCUGGGCCAGACACUUCUGGAGGAGCUCUCCGUUCCGCCCUUCAACCUGCAAGUCUCGGACUUGUUGGGGCCGGCCCUGCUCCCUCUCCCUGUUGCUCAGGCCGCUCAAGCCCUGGGUGCUGGAGAGGAGGCUCGGAACAGCACUGGGUUGAAGUGCCUUCGAUGGCGGUCCACUGUCAAGGACGACCUGCACCCAUUUGGCCCCAUCACCGCAGAGAAACUCUUGGAGCUCGCAAGCGACAUCGGAGAGUCAUACCGUGAGCAGUGGGGCAAGUUGGUGGGCUUGAAGACUGGUGAGCACACGGCCUUGAUUGCUGUCACCGUGCCCUUCGACCCUUACAGCGACACGCUCUGGCCUUUUGUGAUCGCUGCGCGUAGUGCCAUCUCCAAAGCCAGCAACACCACGAGCGACAUCGCUGAAAGCGGCGACCCGUCCGUCUUUCUGGGCCGUCGCCUGCAGAGCUCCUCCAGGCCAAUGCUGUUCGGAACCUUAACCGUGGUUUUCGACAUUGUGGAGGUCACUUACCACCGCAUCCCCUACAUCGUGUGCGGCACCGUGUUCACGGUCUUCUCCCUCAUCGCCGUCGCAUUUCGGGCCGCUUUGGCUCCCAUCAAGAUGUUCGUCACUGUCGUGGUGCCGCUGGUGGCGGUCUUUGGGAUUGCUGUGUGGCUCUACCAGGAUGGUGCUCUGAACUGGCUGCCCGGCGGCCGCGGCAACAAUCCAUUCACCAGCCCUCCUGGUGGGGGCUUCUACUGGGCGGCUCCCGUCUUCACUUGCACCAUCAUCAUUGGCCUGGCCCUCGACUACGACGUCUUCCUCUUCGCGCGGGUCAUUGAGCUGCGGAGGCAAGGCUACAGCAACGAGGUGGCGGUGCGUGGCGGCUUGUGCUUGACAGGCCCUACCAUCACCUCUGCCGGUCUGAUCAUGGCCAUCGCCUUCUGCGGACUCCUUUUAAGUGACGUCCCCAGCAACAACCAGAUCGGGUUUGUCCUGGCCUUCGGUGUGCUCAUGGACACAUUUGUGAUACGUACCUGCCUCGUCCCAUCGGUACUCACCCUGGCAUCAUCUCUGAACUACUGGCCUCAGAAGAUGCCUCCGGUCACGCAGGAGACAACCGAGAUCGAUGCGCGAGAUGUCUUGACGGAGCAGACGUUGCUGGAAUACGCCUGCCAUACUGGCAACAUGGGCCUGGCAAAGCUCUGCUACCGCCGCGGGGCGAAUCUGUCCGCCAAGACCAACAAGGGGGAGACUGCCUUCAAUAUCGUGACGAAGAACAAGCGCUACGAUCUCAUGGAGUUCCUGCACACCUACGGUGUCAAAGUCAACUCCGCGGAUGCACAGGGAAGGACCGCACUGCACGUGGCAGCGGCCAAUGAUGAUGUCGAUGGCGUCUGCCGCCUCCUGGAAUGGGGUGCCGAUGUCAACAUCAAGGACGUGAAGAAGAAGACGCCCAUUCAUGUGGCAGCCGCGGGUGGCAACAUGAAGACCACCAUGCUGCUCUUGGAGGUGGGCGCGGACAUGAAUGCCAAGGAUGACCGCGAGUACACUGCGGUGGCCCACGCAGAAGCGAACAACCACUUUGUGUUGAUGGACAGGCUGGUCCAGCUCGGCGGUAAAGGGCACGGCCUGCACCAGAAGAAGGAGGAAGACAUGACCCGGUCCAAGUCUGCGAAGAUGAUCGGUGAGCUGGUGGUCUCGGCCGGGCUCCUGAAAAGCUCAUCGCUGGGCAGAAUCGGCAAGGUAGCCGUUAAGGGCAUGACGGGCCCGCUGCAGCCGCAGUUUGCAGCGAGCAAGUAG